CCGAAACGUUAUCCGAGUCUUGAGUGGCUGCCCGCGUUCUUUUUGUCGUCGGCUCUGCCGAUCGCCACCGCUGAGCUCAAUCCUCUGCAGGACAAGGGAAGCAUGAUAGUGUCGGGGAAGAGCUUUGCCCCUCGUUUCAGGUGGUUUCCCCACCUGCUCCCAUGCAGCAGUAACCGGAGGCUACUCAAACCUGCAAGGGCGAAGAAAGAGAACAUUGGAGGAGACUCACAAGCAGGAGAAACAACCUUCUCCCUGAGGGCAUCCAAAGCUGUUCUUGCCAGAUCUGCUGUUGUCCUAUUUGGACUGGGAUUCCUUGAUGCUGGGUACAGUGGGGACUGGUCUAGAAUUGGUGUGAUCUCAAAGGAGACUGAAGACUUGCUCAAGAUUGCAGCCUAUUUGGCUUGUCAAGGAAAAUCAGAAUCCAUUUUCUUUGAUUCCAAACCAUUACAAGAAGGCUAAUAGUUUUGCAGCACUAUCAAGGUUUAGAGAGAUUUUUCCCAGUACAUGCUCUAAUCAGACAGAUGCAGCCAAAAGUAUUAAUCCAAUCUCAUAGACAUGAUCACUUGACAGAACUUAUUGUCUGCAUAAUAAAACCCCAGUUCAGCCACUGACAGCAACUCAAAGCAUUUCUUGGAUUCAGAAUGACAUCUUCUUAAUUUUGGCUAAUUUAGAUAAAAAUUAAUUAAUUGGUUUUACUCCUAUGUUGAAUUUUUUUUUAUUCAGGGAUUUAUAAUUUGAUUUUGAGUGGAAUUGAUAAGGUUAACAUUCAUGUUACUUGACAUCAUAUGUAUUUGAAAAAUCUGAGCUGUUUAGUUGAGUCAAAUUUAUUACAUGCCAUUCAACUA
This is a messenger RNA of Musa acuminata AAA Group (dessert banana), 845 nucleotides long. RefSeq lists its product as uncharacterized. The record is from RefSeq and is a predicted model, not a curated record. The transcript has 3 exons. Lineage: Eukaryota; Viridiplantae; Streptophyta; Magnoliopsida; Zingiberales; Musaceae. The coding region runs from base 103 to 459 and encodes 118 amino acids.